GAAGGUUUCCUGGAGGAAUCCCUGGAAAAAUUGGCUUUGAAGACAUGCUUCUGCUCAACAGUCACUAGAUUGUUGGCUUUUUUGUUUUAUCAUUAUCCUCCCCAACCACACACAAACCACUGCUCCUCUUUUUCACACCUCUUUGCCACUACAUCUGUUGGAAGUUUGUUUGUUCACCAAGAUCCUAGGAAUCUUGAAGAUGGAGCACUUGAAAUUUCUUGUUGCAACCCUGCUGGUCAUGGGCAUUUUCUGCAGCUCUGUCUCAGGUGAUGCUGGGAUUGAAGGGAUUGAUCCCCUGGUAGUCAAGCAAGAUGAUAUGACCACAACGACUGCUGGGGCACCAGCUCUUGCAGUGACAUCUGUGAUCGCUUGUGUCAUGAACGCAUUCAUCUUGCAUCUGGUGACGUAAAGAUGUCGCCAUUUACACCCGGUUAAUCAUUUGUUCCAAUCUUUUGCUUGCCCUGUGAGAAUGUCAGCUUAUUGAUUCCUGUUUUCUUGUACUAA
Molecule: messenger RNA, 504 nt
Organism: Notodromas monacha
Lineage: Eukaryota; Metazoa; Arthropoda; Ostracoda; Podocopida; Cyprididae
Source: the annotation of a GenBank genome assembly